This is a messenger RNA of Phyllopteryx taeniolatus (common seadragon), 955 nucleotides long. RefSeq names its product tetratricopeptide repeat protein 27-like. Lineage: Eukaryota; Metazoa; Chordata; Actinopteri; Syngnathiformes; Syngnathidae. Gene Ontology annotation, molecular function: protein binding. The record is from RefSeq and is a predicted model, not a curated record. Bases 506 to 940 code for a protein of 144 amino acids. The transcript is spliced from 5 exons.
GGCUCAUUACCUUUUGACUGGCCCUCGUAUAAAAAAAAAAAAACACUGUACAUUGUCAUACAUUUGAAAUGAUGUCGACAGGAUAUGGUGUGUUCAUUGACAAUCAUCCAUUGAUCAUUUUUAAUUGAGGUGUGUUGAAUCAUAAUAGCUUAUUUGAAGUCAGUAUACAAGACCUUGACAUGCAUUAUCAGGGUAUGUAGGAAAAUAUGGCUAUCAAAGUAAAAAUGCUGUCUGGCUCGCUCCACAGAAACAGUUGGCGACUCUUCUGACAGACCUUGCCUGCAUCAGUUCAGCUCUACUCAUUUACGAAAAGCUGCAGCUAUGGGAAGAUGUUAUCAUAUGCUAUGAGAGACUUGGCCAACAUGGCAAGGCUGAAGAGAUUGUUCGUAGGGAGUUGGAGAAGAAGGAGACUCCGAGUCUGUACUGCCUACUCGGGGACAUCUUAAGAGAUCAUCAGUAUUAUAACCGGGCUUGGGAGCUAUCAGGCCAUCGCAGUGCCAGAGCCAUGCGCUCCAAAGCCCUGCUACAUCUGCAUAACAAGGAGUUCCAGCAGUGUGUUGACUGCUUUGAACAGUCACUUAAAAUCAACGUUCUGCAGCUUGGUGUGUGGUUUUCCCUCGGUUGUGCCUACUUGGCCUUGGAGGGCUACGAGGGAGCGGCCAAGGCUUUCCAAAGAUGUGUGGGACUGGAGCCAGAUAAUGCAGAAGCAUGGAACAAUCUCUCUACAGCAUACAUCCGCCUACGAAAUAAAAACAAAGCCUUCCGCACCCUCCAGGAAGCCCUCAAGUGCAACUUCGAACACUGGCAGAUAUGGGAAAAUUUUAUUGUUGUCAGUGUUGACAUCGGUGCCUUCACUGAAGCCAUCAAGGCCUACCAUCGUCUAAUGGAUCUCAGGGACAAAUACAAGGACAUCCCGGUAAAUAAAAAACGCCUCCCUUAACACAAAGAGUCAACU